AUUGGCCCGCCAGCCAAAUACUACAUUACCUUGACUAAAAGGCGGGGAAUAUAGAGAAAAAAAAUUCCUUGAGAGGGGCAACAAUAAAUCCACUAUAAUCCUCUUGCAUACUAACUGAUCGAUCCUCUCACAAAUACAAUCGCAACAAUGGGUCUAGACGGCGUACCUCAAGCCCAAGCCGUAACAGUGAGUCUCAAAGACCUCAUCAACGGUACUGUCUCUUUCGAAGCCCUCACCGAAGCCUUCGGCCCGUCCUCCCUAGGAAUAAUCGUCGUAAAAGACCUCGACCCCGAAUUCCAACGUCUACGCACCCAAGUCCUCUCCAACGCAUCCUACCUUGCAGCCCUCCCCAACGAUGAACUAGAAACCCUAACCAGCCCAUCGGCAAAAUACCUCGUAGGCUGGUCCUGCGGCAAAGAAACCCUCCGGUCCGGCCACUUCGACACCCUCAAGGGCUCCUACUACGUCAACUGCGCAUUCUACCAAGACCCAACCCUCCAAGGUGCCCCCGCCGUCAACUUCCCCGAUCUAUCCGAGUACACGGCCCCGAACAUCUGGCCGCCGGCGGACCGACUGCCCACGUUCCGGCCCGCGCUGGAACAGCUCUGCACGCUUAUUAUUGACACUGCGGCGCUGGUGGCGAGGGCGUGUGAUCGGUACGCGACGGCGAAUAUUGACGGGUAUAAGAGUGGGUACUUGGAGCAUGUGGUGAGGACGAGUUUGACGACGAAGGCGAGGUUGUUGCAUUAUUUCCCUGCGGAGGGGGGAGGAGAUUCGGAGACUGGGGAUGGCGAUGGCGAUGGCGAUGAUGAUUGGUGUGCGACACAUUUGGAUCAUGGGUGUUUGACGGGGUUGACUUCUGCUAUGUUUGUGGAUGAGGUUGCUAGUCCUCCUGGGGAGGGAGGGGAGCUUGUUGAGUUGGGGGCUUCGCCAGAUCCGAAGGCUGGGCUUUAUAUUCAGUCGCGGACUGGAGAGGUGGUGAAGGUUAAUAUCCCCCGGGAUUGUUUGGCUUUUCAGACCGGGGAGGCGUUGCAGCUUAUUACGAGGGGGAAGUUUAGGGCUGUGCCGCAUUUUGUUAAGGGGGCGAAGCCUUCUGCGGGGAAGAGGAUUGCGAGAAAUACGUUGGCGGUGUUUACGCAGCCGAAUUUGGAGGAGGAGGUGGAGAGUGGGAAGAGUUUUGGGGAGUUUGCGAGGGAGGUGGUGGCGAGGACUUAUUAGGGUGGUGUUGAGAUGAGAUGUUGAUUAUCAUGACUGGGAUGUAUAUAGUUAUUGAGUUUCACAUAUUAAGGUU
Aspergillus pseudotamarii is the source of this 1291-nucleotide messenger RNA. RefSeq lists its product as uncharacterized. Bases 148 to 1218 code for a protein of 356 amino acids. The transcript is spliced from 3 exons. The record is from RefSeq and is a predicted model, not a curated record. NCBI's taxonomy places the organism in Eukaryota, Fungi, Ascomycota, Eurotiomycetes, Eurotiales, Aspergillaceae.